AUGUCGACAAUGCAGAACAUGAAGUGUGUGGUCGUUGGCGACGGCGCAGUGGGAAAGACGUGUGUGCUCAUUUCGUACACGACCAACACGUUCCCGGACGAGUACAUCCCGACGGUCUUUGACAACUACAGUGCCAACGUCAUGGUGGACGGCCAGCCGAUCAAUUUGGGGCUCUGGGACACGGCUGGACAGGAAGACUAUGACCGGUUGCGGCCACUCAGUUACCCGCAGACGGACGUGUUCCUCGUCUGCUUCUCCGUCGUCAGUCGGGCGUCGUUUGACAACGUCACGAUGAAGUGGCUGCCCGAGCUUCGCCAUCAUGCGCCAGGCGUGCCGUUCAUCCUCGUGGGCACCAAGUCGGACCUCCGCGACGACGAAGAGACGCUGGCAAAGCUGCGCGAGAAGAAGCUCGCGCCGAUCAGCCACGAUCAGGGCGAGAGGCUCAAGAGCGAGCUCGGCGCCUACGCAUACAUUGAGUGCUCGGCGUUGACGCAGCGGGGGCUCAAGUUGGUCUUUGACGAAGCGAUUCGAUGCGUUGUUACAAAUCAGCAGAACCCCAAGAGCCACAAAAAGACGUUUAAGUGUUCGAUCUUGUAG
Hyaloperonospora brassicae is the source of this 597-nucleotide messenger RNA. The record is from the annotation of a GenBank genome assembly. NCBI's taxonomy places the organism in Eukaryota, Oomycota, Peronosporomycetes, Peronosporales, Peronosporaceae.